This is a messenger RNA of Anopheles funestus (African malaria mosquito), 1737 nucleotides long. It is a transcript of the gene Rpn13, whose product is annotated as proteasomal ubiquitin receptor ADRM1 homolog. The record is from RefSeq and is a predicted model, not a curated record. Gene Ontology annotation, cellular component: nucleus; cytoplasm; proteasome regulatory particle, lid subcomplex. Gene Ontology annotation, biological process: ubiquitin-dependent protein catabolic process. The transcript has 3 exons. Gene Ontology annotation, molecular function: ubiquitin binding; endopeptidase activator activity; proteasome binding. Lineage: Eukaryota; Metazoa; Arthropoda; Insecta; Diptera; Culicidae. Bases 161 to 1543 code for a protein of 460 amino acids.
CACGCCACAGAAAAAGCAACGAAAGGUUUCUUUGAUCAAAUUGCGCCAGCAUCCAAGAUAAAGAUUGUAAUUGUAAAAUUCCAUUCGUCUAGAACUGGCCAAGUGCUCUAUUCUUUGCAAUAAAAAACUUCUACAUUGAAGGACACAUCAAUCAAGCAUCAUGAGUGGACCCAUAUUCGGUAGCAGCAGUGCGCUGGGUGGAAGUUCCGGUGGGAAUCGCCACCUGGUCGAAUUUCGCGCAGGCCGUAUGAACAUGGUAAACAAGAUGGUACAUGCGGACAACCGAAAAGGGCUGGUGUUCGUGUACCAGGCAGAGGACGGCUUAAUACACUUCUGCUGGAAGGAUCGCACCUCCGGGACGCUCGAGGACGAUCUGAUUCUGUUCCCAGACGAUUGCGAGUUCAAGAAGCUCGAUUACGUAAAGAAUGGUCGCGUGUAUGUGUUGAAGUUCAAGUCAUCCAACCGACGGCUGUUUUUCUGGAUGCAAGAACCGAAAACAGAUCGCGAUGAUGAGUGGUGCCGCCGAAUCAACGAAGUGAUCAAUAACCCACCGUCUGGCAAUAGCAUCGGUUCCGGUGGUAGAAGCAGUGGCAAUGAUAACGGUGACUUGCAAUACAUGUUAAACAACAUGUCGCAACAGCAAAUCAUGCAGCUGUUCGGUGGUGUUGGGCAGAUGGGUGGAUUGAGCAGCCUGCUAGGGUCCAUGACCCGUUCAAACUCUGGCAAUUCAAGCAGCCGCACCAGUGCAGCGACUCCAUCCAAUCGGACCCUAUCAAGCAGCAAUAAUGGUAAUGGGAGCAGCACUACCACACCAACAGCAGCAUCGAAUGCACCAUCUACACCUCGAGCACCGAAGAAAACAAGCGGUACUACGAAACCCACCAGUGGCUCAGGAAGCUCUGCCGGAUCUCCGAUGAGUACACCAGUCGUGCGAACUGGUGGCAACACCAGCAAUGCUGCUGCUGAAGGUGGUUCCAGAAUUUUGCUGUCCGACCUGCAAAACUAUCUGUCCGGCAUCAGUGCGACCGGCGUUGAUGGGUCCGGAUCAAGGCAAAACAUCGAUUUAGCUUCCGCCGUCAAUUCGCAAACACUGGCGUCGAUUAUAUCGGACCAAGAGAAAGUGGAUGCGCUGGUCGCACACCUACCUCAGCUGGAAGGUGAUGAGAACAAGAAGGAGCAGCUGAAAGAAACCAUCUCUUCCCCCCAAUUCCAGCAAGCCCUGUCCAUGUUCUCGAACGCGCUGCAGUCGGGCCAACUCGGUCCGGUCGUGUCACAGUUUCAACUCAACGCCGAAGCUGUCGCGGCAGCUAACGCGGGAGACUUGGAGCAGUUUGUAAAAGCGCUAGAAAACAGCGAGAAAUCCCUUGCCGAUACGGCAGGUGCGACGAGCAAGCAGUCGACGGGUGGUGGUGGUGGUACGGCCGCUGCUGCAGCUACUACGACCGGCAGUACGGAACAGCCGAAACCAUCGGAGGUUACCAAGGAGGAGAACGGCCAUGGUAAAGCGCAAAAGAAAGAUCAGGAUGAUGAAAUGGCCGGAUAGAAUACAGCACUGUGUUCGAACUGUCCAAUACAAUCAGGGCUUCAUCAAGCACCACAUAACUGAAUUGUAAGAGGCUUUAGUAUGAGUAUGUGCCUCUUUUUGUCUUUUUCAUGUUUUAACCUUUCUGCCUCGGCUAUUCCUUACUGUAAUCAUGAAUAAAGGGUUAUCCAAAUACAUUCUAUUUUGCAGAUGAA